Molecule: messenger RNA, 2866 nt
Organism: Boeremia exigua
Lineage: Eukaryota; Fungi; Ascomycota; Dothideomycetes; Pleosporales; Didymellaceae
Product: P-loop containing nucleoside triphosphate hydrolase protein
Exons: 1
Coding region: 111-2510 (799 amino acids)
Biological process (GO): nucleotide-excision repair; transcription initiation at RNA polymerase II promoter
Cellular component (GO): transcription factor TFIIH holo complex; transcription preinitiation complex; nucleotide-excision repair factor 3 complex
Molecular function (GO): 3'-5' DNA helicase activity; hydrolase activity; DNA binding
Source: RefSeq, a predicted model, not a curated record
UCCUCAUUUCGCCCGCAUACCCGUACACCGUCAUCUCCACUCGUAUAGUCCGCCGUAAUUAGCACACGCGAGCAGUCCGCGCGUGCUGCAGCGCGCCGCCGCCCGGGAGUAUGCCGCCCAAACGCAAGCUGCAGACAGCGGCCGAGGCCGAGGCCGAGGAUGCGUACGGAGAAGACGAUAUCGGUCCUAUGAGUGACCAGGAGACGUUUGAUACCCUCAAGGACCAGUUUGAUGUCAAAGCCAUGACCAAGCGGGCGCGAGCGGCACAGCCAAGGGAUGCAGCUGCUCAUCUGUUUAGGAAGUCUGAUCAGUCACACGCCCUCCUGAAGCCAGACCAGCAGAACCGCCCGCUCUGGGUCAACGAUGCUGGUGGCAUCAUUAUCGAGUCCUUCCACGCCCUCUUCGACGAGGCACAGGACUUUUUGAUCAACAUUGCUGAACCGCAAUCGCGCGUGUCAAAGAUGCACGAAUACCAGCUUACCACGCACAGCCUGUUUGCCGCCGUCAGUGUCGGUCACUCAAGUCAAGAGAUUAUCGACAAGCUGGACAGGUACUCGAAGACAGCCUUGUCAGAUUCUCUUAUUCAGUUCAUCGAAAAGUCCACGUCAGCUUUCGGCAAAGCGAAGAUCGUGCUGAAAAAGACACUCUCCUUCAUCGAAAGUGAAGAUCCUACCAUAUUGAAUAAGCUGCUUCGUGAUCCUAUCGUGGCCGAGUGCCGAGCAGAUCAGACCGACGGUCUGAUCAAAGAGGCCGCCCCAAAAAUUGGUCAGAUGGCGAUCCCAGGUACCAAGCUGGCGGCCGGAGCGAACCAGAAUGCACCAGCGGCUGGUGCGGAUCCAGCGCCAGCUGAAAUGAUUGCAACGCUGCGGGAAGAUGAUGACGAUGAUGAGGUGGCCCAAGUCCAUUCAUUCCAAAUCAAGAGUGAUGAAAGAGAACGAGUCGUCAAGCGCUGUCGAGCUAUAGGUCUCCCUCUCACUGAAGAGUACGACUUUAACAACGACAUGAAGAAUCCCAAUCUUGAAAUCGAUCUCAAGCCACAUGCUCAAAUUCGAUACUACCAGGAAAAAGCCCUGAGUAAAAUGUUCUCGAACUCGCGAGCGCGGUCAGGUAUUAUUGUCUUGCCCUGUGGCGCAGGUAAGACGCUUGUCGGCAUUACAGCAGCGUGCGGUGUGAAGAAGUCAGUCAUCGUUCUUUGUACCAGUGCUAUGAGUGUUGUCCAGUGGAGAGCCGAGUUCAUCAAAUGGUCAAACAUCAAUCCAGAGGAUAUUGCUGUCUUUACCGCGGACAACAAAAACGUCUUUCCCCGCAAUGCCGGUAUCAUCAUCAGUACAUAUUCCAUGAUCAGUACCGUUCAGAAACGAUCGUACGAUGCCGAGAAGGUCAUGACCUUCAUCAAAGAACGAGAAUGGGGGUUGCUGAUCGCCGAUGAAGUGCACGUUGUGCCCGCCAAUAUCUUCAAGAAAGUUACGUAUCAGAUUGCGUCGCAUGCAAAGCUAGGGCUGACCGCUACUCUACUGCGGGAAGACGACAAGAUCGAUGAUUUGAACUUCUUGGUCGGACCGAAACUCUACGAGGCCAACUGGCAGGAACUCUCAGAGCAGGGUCACAUCGCUCGAGUGCAGUGCGCCGAAGUGUGGUGCCAAAUGACACCUGAGUUUUACCAGGAAUGGCUCAAACCGGCGUCACUGCAGAAGCGAGCGCUCUUGUCUAUCAUGAACCCGCGAAAGUUCCAGGCAUGUCAGUUCCUUAUUGACUACCACGAGUCGCGAGGAGACAAGAUUAUCGUUUUCUCCGAUAACGUAUAUGCUUUGGAAAAAUACUCGAGAAAGCUAGGCAAAGCAUACAUCUACGGUGCUACACCACAGAACGAGCGCCUCCGCAUUCUCGAGAACUUCCAGCACAACCCGCUUGUUAAUACUAUCUUCCUCUCCAAGAUUGGCGAUACCAGUCUGGAUCUGCCCGAGGCCACAUGUCUCAUUCAGAUCUCUUCGCACUACGGCUCUCGUCGUCAGGAAGCCCAACGACUUGGUCGCAUUCUACGUGCGAAGCGUCGUAACGAUGAGGGUUUCAAUGCCUUCUUCUACUCACUUGUUUCCAAAGACACAGAUGAAAUGUUCUACUCUUCCAAACGACAGGCUUUCCUCGUCGAUCAAGGGUACGCCUUCAAAGUCAUCACGCGCCUCGAGGGAUUAGAGAAUCACGCCAACCUCGCCUUUAACACACCCCAAGACCGGCGCGAGCUCCUCAUGGACGUCCUGCUGACCAAGGACGAGGAUGCCAAAGCAGAAAUGAUUCAGGGCGACUCAUUUGGCUCGAGUUACGCGAGCACUAUUGGUAAGAAGAAGAAGGGCGGGGUCAGAAGAACUGCAGGUGCGCUCAGCGAGUACUCGGGCGGUCAGGAUAUGGCGUAUCUCGAGACGAACAAGAGCAGGAACAAAGAGCUGAAGGGUGUGAAGGGCGUGAAAAACUCGUUCCUCAAGAGUCUGGCUAGGAGUAGUGCUAAAAAGUAGAGUUAAGGCAUGGCAGUAGAAGCCAAUCGCAUUGAUACAGUGUCAAGCAGCUCAUGUUCUUCUUGGGUGUAGUGAGUAUAAUGAUCAUUGCAUCGCAGGUACUCUUCGUCGAACCUGGUUGGCGUAUCGCUUGCAACACAUACUAGUCAAACGUACCAAUACUUGAGAACCAUAUUUCAAUCGAAACCACAAGUUCGAUCAUCACCAGAACCAUCAACCAAGAUCCUCGCCUCCCAAAGCGGACGGGCGCAACCCCAAAACCGCAAACCUACCAGACCACGUCUACAACGCCACCGGGAAACCCCCACCCUCAUCACCAAUCCCACAGCGCCGCCCAAAUCCUUUCCGAGGUAUAG